CGAGAUCAAAAAAUAAAAAAUAUGCCAGUCAAACCGUGGCAAGAAAUCAGGGAUGCGAAGAAAGCAGAACAAGCCUCCCGAAUUCCCGCAGCAUGGAAGAUUCGCUCGGAAGAUUUCCCUCCGGAUGGAACAGUUGAUCUUCGACCAGUGGCAGCCAGCUCUGGGAUAUUGUCGACACGUGAGCUAAAGAUUACCGGAGAGGAGUAUGAUGCCACAUCCUUGGCAGGAGCCAUCGCCGAAGGGAUGUACAGUGCAGAGGAAGUUGCGACGGCAUUUUGCAAGCGCGCUGCGAUUGGCCAUCAGCUAUGCAAUACACUCACUGAGAUAAUGUUUCAGGAUGCUAUUGAAGAUGCCAAAAGACUGGACACUUAUUUCAGGGAGACUGGAAAGACCGUUGGCCCUCUUCACGGCUUGCCAAUGACAUUCAAGGAAUGCUUUCAUGUAUCUGGUUAUGAUGCCUGUAAUGGUUAUAUCUCGCGUGCUUUCAACCCUUCUACUACAACUACGUAUAUCAUUGAACUGGUCAAAGCAGCUGGUGCAGUUGUGAUUUCAAAAACCAAUGUCCCACAGACAAUGUUGGUUUGUGAAACUGAUAACAAUGUCUUUGGCCGAACAAAAAAUUCGGUGGUGAGCCAUUUAACUUCUGGUGGAAGCAGUGGUGGCGAGGGGUCGAAUAUGGCCUUCAGAGGCUCUGCCAUCGGUAUCGGAACAGAUGUUGCCGGAUCUAUUCGAAUACCAGCAGCAGCAAAUGGAGUAUAUGGUUUCAAGCCGACAUCCGGUGUCUUGCCAUUCAUCGGUUAUGCGGCGUCAGGCUACACCGGGGUCAAUUCUGGAAUACCAGCAACUCUAGGUCCUAUAGCGAAUUCAGCUCGUGAUCUCGCUCUCUUGGUUCGAGUUGUUCGAGAUGCUAAACCGUGGCUAGUAGAUCCAGCUGUGAUCCCAAAUAUAUGCGAGCAGGGAACUUCUACCAGGAAACCGAUUAUCGGAGUAGUUUCUCGAAGCGGCCUCACGCCCCAUCCACCUGUGCAGAGAGCGAUAAAAGAAGCUGCUGCAAAACUUCAAGGUGCCGGCUUCGAAGUUAAGGAUUUCACUCCGCCUAAUUUCGCGGAAAUCCGAAUUGUAACCCAACAACUCUUGACUCUGGAUUCAUUAUCUUACCAAAAAGGUGAGCUUAGCAAGGGUGGAGAACCUGUAGUUCCAUCGGUGCAUAACUUUGGUUUUUGGGACAUUCCAGGGAAGACGCAAGAAGAGACUUGGGCUUGGAAUACAAAAAGACUUGCGUUUUGUAAGGCCAUGUUGGAUCGGUGGCAGGAGGCAAAAGUGGAUGUUGUUAUAUGCCCGGCUGGGCCCUACACCGCCGUUCUUCCUGGAGGAUGGAAUCAUGACUUAUAUACAGUCACAUGGAAUGCUAUGGAUUACCCCGCAGCCAUCAUUCCAUUCACAAAAGCAGACCCGAAACUUGAUCCCAGAGACUCAUCUUUUGCCCCACUGAGUUCAGCAGAUGCGAAAAAUGAAGCAACCUAUGAUCCGCAACUCAUGGCCGGUGCACCAGUUGCACUACAGAUUGUAGGAUGUAAGUAUGGAGACGAGCAAUUGCUGAAAGAUGUAGAAACUAUUGAUAUGGUUUUGAAUGCAUCAGUGCUCUAG
This is a messenger RNA of Lachnellula hyalina, 1647 nucleotides long. Its product is annotated as Acetamidase. NCBI's taxonomy places the organism in Eukaryota, Fungi, Ascomycota, Leotiomycetes, Helotiales, Lachnaceae. The record is from RefSeq and is a predicted model, not a curated record. The annotation marks the transcript as partial. The transcript has 5 exons.